Messenger RNA from Miniopterus natalensis, 4418 nucleotides. RefSeq names its product STIM activating enhancer (gene STIMATE). Gene Ontology annotation, cellular component: cortical endoplasmic reticulum; membrane. Gene Ontology annotation, biological process: activation of store-operated calcium channel activity. Lineage: Eukaryota; Metazoa; Chordata; Mammalia; Chiroptera; Miniopteridae. The record is from RefSeq and is a predicted model, not a curated record. Gene Ontology annotation, molecular function: calcium channel regulator activity.
CCAGCUCCGUCAUGCAGGGCCCUGCGGGGAACGCGAGCCGCGGAGUGCCGGGCGCACCGCCCGCCACCGUCGCGUCCGGGGAGGGCCGCUGCGAGAGCGGCGCGCUCAUGCACAGUUUCGGCAUCUUCCUGCAGGGGCUGCUGGGCGUCGUGGCCUUCAGCACGUUAAUGCUCAAACGCUUCCGAGAACCAAAGCAUGAAAGACGUCCAUGGAGGAUAUGGUUUUUAGACACUUCCAAACAAGCCAUAGGAAUGCUGUUCAUCCACUUUGCCAAUGUGUACCUAGCAGAUCUCACCGAAGAGGACCCUUGUUCACUGUACCUCAUCAACUUCCUCCUGGAUGCCACCGUGGGCAUGCUGCUCAUCUACGUGGGUGUGCGUGCCGUCAGUGUCCUGGUGGAGUGGCAGCAGUGGGAGUCCCUGCGUUUUGGCGAAUAUGGAGAUACUCUGCAGUGUGGAGCCUGGGUCGGAGCCUGGGUCGGGCAGUGUGCUCUUUACAUCGUGAUCAUGAUUUUUGAAAAAUCUGUCGUCUUCAUCAUCCUCCUAAUUCUUCAGUGGAAAAAGGUGUCCCUGCUGAAUCCCAUUGAAAACCCAGACCUGAAACUGGCCAUCGUCAUGCUGAUCGUCCCCUUCUUUGUCAAUGCUUUCAUGUUUUGGGUAGUGGACAACUUCCUCAUGAGGAAGGGGCGGACGAAAGCUAAACUGGAAGAAAGGGGAGGCAGCCAGGACUCGAGGAACGGGAGCAAGGUCCGCUACCGAAGGGCCGCUUCUCAUGAGGAGUCCGAGUCCGAGAUCCUGAUCUCGGCCGAUGACGAGAUGGAGGAGUCCGACGUGGAGGAAGACCUCCGCAGACUGAGCCCCCUGAAGCCUGCAAAGAAAAAGAAGCACCGCUUCGGGCUGCCUGUGUGACACUGUCCUGUGUGGGGGUCAGGUUUGGGGGCCCAGCCUGCUGCUCUGCAGUGUCAUUCCUUCCCUCCUCUCUCUGCCCCCCUCUUCUACCUCCAUCCUCUCGCUGUCUCUGCCCACUCCCGGAUGACUGUGACUUGAGAGAGGGAGGAAGAGCCAGCGCCGAGCGGGCUGCGGCAGUUGGAGGUCCCCACUCAGUUGCACUACAAACACUGACCAAAUAUGCAAGCAAGGCGUUUUCUUCAUUUGUUGUCGUCCCGACGGUGUUGUGAGGGGUCCAGAAGCCCUUUCCUGUGUUUGGCUGGGUGGCAUUGAGGAAAAAGCUCUCCCCAGGGCUUGGGGAAUGAAGACAUAACAUGGGGCUAAAAGUCACUCAUUGACCAAGUUGGAACCGCAAUGCUUUCUUACUCGAAAUGGCUUUUGUAACUUGAUUUCUAAAGCUGGUUUUAUGGACUGUCACAGUGUUAAUGUUUUUGAGUAUGUGUUUAUUUCCUAUGGGACUAAUGGGCAAAACACAGAUUUUUAAGUCUUCCGUAUGCUGUUGACUUUUAUAUUUUUAAGUUAUAUUUUCAUACUAUUGUAUUUAAAAACUCUUUUUAAUCCCCAAAGAAAUGGGUUUGUUUGCCUUUCAUGGGAUGUGAACUGGUGGGAGGAAAAAGUCGAGAGUUUUUAUUUGGAAUAUUGUUAGGUAAUCUGUGAUAGGAUGGGGUAGCAAACCUAGUAGGAAGGGAGAUGGGUCCUUAUCUGAAGUCAGCAAACCCAGUGGUUCCGCAAAGGUCAGGCCCGAGCAGGAGGCAGCUGGUCCAAACUUGGAUCCGGUGCCCUGUGCGUACCAGGGCCCAGCAGCUCCUUGGCAUUUCUGCUGGCAGGGUAGAGGUCUUAGUUAAAUGUGACCAAGAUAAGAGGCUAAGAGUUCUAUGUGUCCAGAGAAAUUGAGACCACAAGCCCACUCCUGUUUGUUCCUUGCCUUUUUGCAGAGCCUCCAGGUCUGCAGUUUAACAUUUUGUCUCCACCUCCUUGGCUUCCACUGGUGGUGCAGCCUCAGAACCUCUGGACCCUGCUACAGGUCAGGCUGCCCGGGCCUGUUAUCUUGUCUAUUGAUUUUGCACCAGAGUCUGGAGAGUGCCUCUUGGACCAAGUGAUCCUGUUUUUCGCGUGCUCGAGGGCAGUGGGGUGGCUGCACCCACAGGCAGGACAAGGUGCUUCUAAACUGUGUCCUCGCCUUGGGGAGUGGCCCCCACUCAGCCUGGGCACAGACCCUUAUGGUUUUGGGAGUCUGCUGACUGCGGAUGGGCUGACCCGGGCACUUGCCCUGCUGUGGAAGCAGCAAGGUGGAACAGCCAGUGAUUUGUCACAGCCAGAGGCAGCCAUGGAAGUUUAGGAACAGAAUACUGCAUUGCUAAGGUGUGAGCUGGAAAGGAGACAGGUGCAGGGAGGCCACACCACCCAGAACCUUCUCUGUAGACCUACAUAAAAACAUGUUUCACUUAGGAAGAUUGGGUCUGAAUUUGGCAUGUGAGCCAAGCUGUUAAACCAGGCAUCCUGGGCCUGUCCCCUGCCUCUCGCCCAUCUUCUCUAGGAGUCCCCAAGCCAGAGGGCUGAGGGGAGCCGGGGCCUAUGACUGCAGCAGGAGGUGACUCUGCCCUGUGGGCAUCUCCGCUGGAGAGAAGAGGUGAGGUGGGUGGUGCCUCAUGUAAGAUUGGAGUCCAUCUCUUGUCUUACAUCACUUCUGCUCUCAUUUUACGCCCCUCUCCCCCUCUCAUCCCCUGGCUGUGUCAGUGGGUGUCUCCCCACUAGAAUUGGCAUUUGGGAAGACCGGGACUGAUGUUCCUGCUAGACAGCAGUCCCUCGUGGCAUCGCUGACUCCUUACUUUUUGCUCCUGUUUCAUUUUGAUUUAAUAGCCUGUGCCCAUUGCUGUUUCUUAUACCUUCCUGAGCUCAGAAUUGGAGCUUCAUUUUCAAUCUUGAGCUCCUAAUGUUUUCACACUGGAGAUGGAGUGGAAGAGCCAUAGUCUGUGAAAGAUGGAAACUGGGUCAUAUAGACUCAGGUGACCUGUCAUCUCAAGGCUCAUCCCAGCGCUACUGGGUAGUGGGUUUGGGGAACAAGAGGUUGUGAGUGAGUGGUGGUUUCUCCCUGUAUCCUGAUUUUCAGUAAGGGCUUUAGUCUCAGAGCUGCAGUUGUGGAGCUGGCUAACUAGGGGAUGGUGUCUGAUCAUAGAGGGCCUUGUGCUAUGUGGGCCUGGACAUCGUGGCCUCACGUGUUUGGCCUUAUCCCCUCCCCGAGUGUGUGCACGCACACGCACAAGAGUUUGUAUUCCCUGGGAAUGCGUACUGCGUCACGGGGGCCUUUUCUGUGAAGCAUGGAGCGUGGAGUGCUGCCCAGAGAGCACAGAUGCAAAGAGCCUAUCAGGACUUCCUCCCGAGCUGUCCUCCCUCCCUGGGCAAAUUUCUUCACCACCCUACUCCACGGUGCCUUACGAGGUGCAUCUCUUCACCCAGCCACAUGGCAAGCAUCACUGUGCUUGAGAAACCAUAGGACACCGACUGGAUAUUGUUCACUGUCCCUCUCAUUUGUCAAAAUCUGGAUUUUGGCCAAGCCAUCCACAGUGGGAACCUGCAAGUCAAGGUCAUGAACAAGUUUCUUGUAACUAAUGGAAAUAACCUGAUGAAGUAGAACCAUCAUAUCUGAAUGGAAGAGGUUAUUGUGGCCUUUGUUUCCUUUUGCUAUCAGUGGGAUAUAGACAAUGGUAAGGAGGGAUGUUGGUGAGAUCCUGCCUGGUAACUGGCUUCUUGGUCCGCUCAGCCUGGAGACCUGCAAGGUGAAGGGCUGUGGCCCAUCAGUUAGUCCUUGGGCAAACUGGCGGCCUCCUGUCUCAAGCUUUAACUUGUGCCCCUUCCUGGCAACAGGAAGUCCUGGAUUAACAUUGACCUGUGAUGCCUCUAAAGGGAAAAUAUAGAAAGGCUCAAAUCUAAGUUGUAUCUUCCCCUAGGCAGUAUAGGCCUAUAGGCCGCUGCCUGGAGUCCCCUCUGACGGUGACACAGGACUGCAGCCCACUCUGCUCUCCAGACUGCAGUUCACUAGCCUUUUGCAGCCAGGCCAACAUAGGUGGCACUGGGGACUUCCCAUCAGCCAGAACAGCCGCCUUGUAGGAUGUAAGGCUGGCUUUUAGAAGCUUCACACACUUCUGUCUAGGAGGGGAGAGCUCCCUGUUUUACCCUCUGAGACGCUGGCAACCUGAAGGGCUUUGUUCUUGGUGAGGGACUUCUGGCCUAACCAUUGUCAGCACCUUGGGCUCCUGGGUAGGUGGGCUGGUUUAAUUUGAUUUCUCUCUUCAUGAAGUUUACUAGAAGUCAGACCUAUGUGAGCAGACCGUGGCCUACAUCCACUGUCUGCCUGGCGGGGUGUUUAAUUGGUGGUGUUACAAUUCACAAAAACAAAUUUUUGAGAUGAAAGGGAAGAUGAUGUCCUUAUGCUGUAAAAUGGUUUACAAUAAAGUUUGACUUCUUACUAGA